ACCUAGGCUGCAUAUAUAUAAUGAACAGCCCUCGCCCGUGACAAGCCGCUAUACGAUACACUCACAAACAACGUUAUCUCUUCUUCGUCUUCUUGAAUCUUCCUCACUCUCUUUUCUUCUUUCAAAUCUCUCUCCUCCAUCAAAGCAGCUUUAAGUUUUGUAAGAAUGGCAGAAGCAGAGCAAAACUUUGUCGAAAACAACGAAGAGCAGAAUUUUGCGGUGCAAGAAUCUGAAUUGCAUCAUGUUGGUGUUGAUGAGUUUGAACAGCAAAUUAUUGCUGGGAAUGUGACUGAAGAGUAUAAUUUUGGUGGAAAUGAGCCUGAGAAUCAAAGCUUGGCUAUGAACGAGCAAAGUUUCGCUGCGAACGAGCCCGAAAACAAUUUUGUUGAGCAAGAAUAUGCUGAAAAUGAAAAUGAAAAUGAGAAUGAGAAUGAGCAUACAUUAGAGGGAGAGCAGGCUAUUCAUGAGUUGGGUGAGGAUCAGUUGAAAGAAGAAUUCCCUGAUAAUGAAGUUGAUGAGAUGAGUGAUGCUCCGGUUGAUUUGAGUUUUGAGAAAAAGGACGAACAUGAGGAAAAUAAUGUGGCGGCAGGUGCAGGAGUAGAGAAGAAAUGGCCUGGGUGGCCUGGAGAGAGUGUUUUCAGGAUGUUGGUACCCGCCCAAAAGGUUGGCAAUAUCAUUGGACGCAAAGGAGAAUAUAUUAAGAAAAUCGUUGAGGAGACCAGGGCGCGUAUCAAGAUUUUGGACGGUCCUCCAGGAUCGCAGGAGAGAGCUGUGAUGGUUUCAGCUAAGGAGGAUCCUGAUGCUUCUCUUCCUCCAGCUAUGGAUGGACUUUUGAGGGUUCAUAGACGUAUUGUCGAUGGACUGGAUGCUGAUGUUUCUCAGGCUCAGGCUCCUCCUGCAGGAAGCAAGGUUUCAACUAGGUUGCUAGUGCCUGCCACCCAGGCUGGUAGUUUGAUUGGAAAGCAGGGAGCCACUGUUAAAUCAAUUCAGGAAACUGCAAACUGUAUUGUUAGGGUUCUUGGACAAGAGGACCUUCCUGUUUUUGCUCUUCAAGAAGAUCGAGUGGUUGAAGUAGUUGGGGAAGCUGUUGAUGUUCACAGGGCAAUUGAACUGAUUGCAACACACCUGAGGAAGUUUUUGGUUGACCGUAGUAUAAUUCCUGUUUUUGAAAAGCAGAUGCAAGCUUCAAGUGCUCCCAUGGAGCAUAUGCCACCUCAGCCUUGGGGUCCCCCUCAUGGUCUUCCACCAAGUGGAGGAGGUGGACAUGGCGGUUAUGGUUCUGGUAUGCAAUAUAUGCCACCACCACGUCAACUUGACAAUUAUUAUCCACCAGCAGAUAUGGCACCCCCUCCGGAUAGGCAGCCUCACCAAGGAAUAUCAGCAUAUGGAAGAGAGCCUCAAAUGGGUGUUCAUGGUGCAUCUAAUGCUCAGUCUACACCAUCUAUGAUCACACAGCAGAUCACGCAGCACAUGCAGGUCCCUUUAUUAUAUGCAGAUGCUGUGAUUGGUACCAACGGCUCCACUAUAAGCUACAUUCGGCGUGCUAGUGGCGCUACUGUCACCAUACAAGAAACAAGGGGUGUUCCUGGAGAAAUGACAGUUGAGAUAAAUGGAACUGCAUCACAAGUUCAAGCAGCUCAGCAGCUGAUACAGAAUUUCAUGGCAGAGGCAGCGGCAGCCCAAGCACCAUCCCAAGCAGGCGGUGCAGCAGACCAGGGUUAUAGCCAAGGUUAUAAUUCGUAUGCUGCUCCUGCUUCAGUGUAUGGAUCUGCACCGUCUAGUGCUGGACAUGCAAGCCAACCUGGAGCGUAUGGAUCAGUGUAUGGUGGAAAUUAUGGCUAUUAGAUUGGCAAGUCACUUUGUUCAUUUAGAUUUAGUGUCACCGAAUAAUUAAAUAGGAAAGGCUGUAUUACUAUUUUAGAUUCCAAUUAUAACUAUAAACUGUUUUUGACUGCCCAAGUUACCAUGUGUUUGCGACAUUAGCUAUACUAACUUGUAAUUCAGGUUUUUGUGUGAACGUAUGGACUCCAAUCGUAGUCACCCAUUCUAUGACAGUUUUAUUGGGUUAAA
This is a messenger RNA of Chenopodium quinoa (quinoa), 2070 nucleotides long. Its product is annotated as flowering locus K homology domain-like. The transcript is spliced from 7 exons. The coding region runs from base 166 to 1845 and encodes 559 amino acids. Gene Ontology annotation, biological process: regulation of gene expression. Gene Ontology annotation, cellular component: nucleus; cytoplasm. The record is from RefSeq and is a predicted model, not a curated record. Gene Ontology annotation, molecular function: mRNA binding. Lineage: Eukaryota; Viridiplantae; Streptophyta; Magnoliopsida; Caryophyllales; Amaranthaceae.